CAGUCAGAAAAACAGGCACGCACUCAAGUGUCAAUGUAGUAAAUGUAGCUCCGAAAAACAGUAUAAAUUUCCUUAGUGUACACAAUUUCAGCAUUCACUCGUAAGCAAUCCAGCUCCAUUGUCGAGAAGCACCUCCAAGAUGCACAGCCAACAGUGGCUCAUGCCCGUGGCCAUGGCCAUGGUCUUUGCACUGCUGCAGCUUCAGCUGGCGGGCAGCACCAGUGCCAGCAGAAACGAGACCCACACCACCACCACCGUGAAGGCAGUCGGUGGUGCAGCAGCGCCUGUCUGCAGGCUGCCACCCGUCUGCAUGGAGAACAGCCCGCGCGUCUGCGGCAGGUUCCCCGAUGGGAAGUGCCAGCGCUUCAACAACAUCUGCCACCUGCUGGAGGCCCACCACAAUGGGAAGCCAGCCGCUGUGGGGCACGUGCCUGCCCGGGAGUGCCGCCACGUUGCUGGCGUGGGGUACCUCUACAGACGCCCCUGCCACGACGGCUGCCCCGGCCGUCGGGUGAACUGCAGCCGCUCGCCCCACUCGGCGAAGAUCUGCGUGCGCACCACCAACCACAAGGAGUGCCAGCUCCUGGCCAACGUCUGCCAGCUGCGCCAACGCAACUGCCACGACACGCCGCGCCACAACUGGCACCGCACGGACCGGCGUCGCUGUGGGCUGGCCAAGCUUGGCGAUGAGCCCAGGCCCUGCUUGCCCCUUCGAAAUGCACCAAAAUCUGCCACCGAGCAACAGUAAUCUGCUCUGGAAAAGGGAGAGGAGUGAGGAGUCUCUCCCCCUGAGGUCUGCUCCCCCUGGAAUAGAACGAGUGAUACUGAGAUCUGUCCCGUAGCAUAAAUUAUAGUAUUCACUGUCUUGUUUAGCGUAACUCCUUCCGUAAGAUAAACCUUGAACUUAA
Molecule: messenger RNA, 908 nt
Organism: Drosophila pseudoobscura
Lineage: Eukaryota; Metazoa; Arthropoda; Insecta; Diptera; Drosophilidae
Exons: 3
Coding region: 140-748 (202 amino acids)
Source: RefSeq, a predicted model, not a curated record